AUGGACGCCGACCACGUCAGGGACAAGGCGCGGCGUGACCUGCUAGGCCUACUGGAAGGGGCUCGAGGCAAGAAGAACCUCGUGAUCAGCCAGGAUCUGGCCGGUCCAGUUGGGCUGUUUGUCAAGUUCUCCGUGCUGCAGGAGUACGGCGUGGAUCGGGUGUUCCUCCUGGAAAACGCCAACAUCGACUCGUCCCAGCGCCACGUUGUGUUCCUGGUUCGUGGCGAAAAGGCGCAGCAUGUGCGCAUCGUCGCCGAACAAAUCAAACGUCUGCGGAACAAUAGCAAUGUGGAACAUGAGUUCUCCAUCUUCUUUGCGCCCAGGCGGACACUCGUCAGCAAUGCCGUCUUGGAGGAGGCCGGCAUCAUAGGGGAUGUGAAUGUCGCCGAGUUUCCACUCUACUUUAUGCCAUUGGAGCAGGAUGUAUUGUCCCUAGAACUGAAUGAUGCUUUCAGCGACUUGUACUUGCACAAAGACCCGGGCUGCAUCUUCUUGGCCGCCAAGGCUUUGAUGGGAGUCCAACAAAGACAUGGCUAUUUCCCUCGGAUUGUGGGCAAGGGCGACAAUGCACGCCGUCUGGCAGACCUGUUAUUGCGGAUGAGGAAAGAGCUCGACGCGGAGGAAAGCUCCGGGUUGGCAGACCCCUCCUCGCGAGGACUUCUGCCUAGCGCGGACACAGAAAACCUGAUUAUUAUUGACCGAGAUGUGGACUUUGGGACUCCACUUCUCACGCAACUUACCUACGAAGGUCUCAUUGAUGAAUAUGUCGGCAUCAAACACAACCAAGCCGAUGUGGAUACAAGUAUUGUCGGGCAAGCCCCACAACCCCAAGCCCAGGAAUCGUCGAAGACACCACAGCAGUCAAAACCGGGAUUGAAACGAAAGAUCCAACUUGAUGCAUCCGAUCAGCUGUUCAGCCAACUGCGAGACGCAAAUUUUGCCAUUGUGGGAGAUAUUCUGAAUAAGGUGGCCCGCCGCCUGGAAACCGAGUACGAGAGCCGACACACGGCGAAAACAACCGGAGAACUUCGCGAAUUCGUUAAUAGAUUACCGACAUACCAGUUGGAGCACCAGAGCUUGAGGAUCCAUACCAACCUCGCCGAGGAAAUCAUGAGGCUUACCCGCUCAGAGACUUUCCGCAAGCUGCUGGAAGUCCAGCAGAAUGAUGCUGCGGGUGCAGACCCGACAUACCAGCAUGAGACAAUUGAAGAGCUCAUUGCUCGCGAUGUCCCUCUAAAGAGUGUACUCCGGCUGCUGUGCCUAGAGUCAUGCAUGUCAGGCGGACUACGUCCACGAGACCUGGAGAACUUCAAACGCCAAGUCAUCCAGGCUUACGGCCAUCAACAUCUCCUCACUUUUUGGGCAUUGGAAAAGAUGGAGCUCCUCCAGCCGCGCUCCUCCGCGACAACCAUGCUCCUUCCAACGACCUCCGGCGCCCAUGCCGGCACCAAGACCAAUUACGGGUACCUGCGGAAAAAUCUACGCCUGGUGAUCGAGGAAGUCAGCGAAAAGGACCCCAAUGAUAUUUCCUACGUGUACAGCGGCUUCGCGCCACUCAGCGUGCGCCUGGUUCAAUGCGUGUUACAGAAACCUUACAUGCUCUCUCUCAUCAAGGGCGGCUCCCCUGCCGCUUCGAUGAAUGCCGCUAGCACGGCCUCACCGGGCUGGCUCGGCUUCGAGGACGUGGUCAAGAGCGCGCGUGGGUCCAGCUUCAGCAUUGUCCAGAAGGGCGACGACAAGGCUGUUCGGGCGAGACAAACUCUCAGCGGCAAUCAGGCCACCAAGACCGUGUAUGUUUUCUUCCUUGGCGGCAUCACAUUCACGGAGAUUGCGGCGUUGCGAUUUAUUGCUGCGCAGGAGGCGCCGCGUCGCAAGAUCGUUAUUUGCACGACUGGGAUUAUCAGUGGGGAUCGGAUGAUGGAGGCGGCAGUUGAGAAGGACAGCUUCGCUCCAGCGGAGUAG
This is a messenger RNA of Penicillium lagena, 1962 nucleotides long. Its product is annotated as Sec1 family protein. Bases 1 to 1962 code for a protein of 653 amino acids. Gene Ontology annotation, cellular component: fungal-type vacuole; CORVET complex. The transcript has 4 exons. Lineage: Eukaryota; Fungi; Ascomycota; Eurotiomycetes; Eurotiales; Aspergillaceae. Gene Ontology annotation, biological process: intracellular protein transport; vesicle-mediated transport. The record is from RefSeq and is a predicted model, not a curated record.